GAGGGUGGGGCCAGGAGGGCUCCGUCGAGCAGGCGGCCGAUUCGCUGCUUGAGCAGGGCGACCCUCCGCCCCCCCCCCCCGGCUGGACGGCGCGGCGCGAUGGUGCCGUCUCGGUGCGUGAAGAGCGAGUACAUGAAGCGCUUCAAGGAGCCCAAGUGGGAGGCGUGCGGCCCCUGCUACCAGGAGCUGCUGCGCUACCGCCUGAGCCGGCGCCUUUUGGAGCAGGCGCACCGGCCCUGGUUUUGGGACGGCUGGGAGCAGGACAGCAGCCAGAGCGGCGGCGGCAGCGGCGGCUCCCCGUCGCCCCCGGGCACGUCCAGCCCGCCGGGUGGCCAGCAAGGAGAAGAAGCAGCGGCGUCUGGCGAAUCUGGCCGGGGCGGGGCGGCGGCAGCAGCGGGGGACGCCGACAGAUCCUGCCCCGAGGAGCCCUUGCGCGGGUCGGGUAUGUUCCUCCGCCGCCGAGGGGAGAGGAAGAGGACGGCCUGCCGGAAUGACCUUGAGCCAUUCUCCGGGAAGGCGGGCGGAGGGGGGCGCUGGGAGCCGCGGCUGCAGAGACGAGUCGCUGGGGAAGGAGGGAGGGAGCGAGCUACAGUGGCCGGAUGUCCCUGCUCUGCAAUGGAGCUGCCGCUGGAUGUAAAUACGGGGCGGGGGCGCGCGGAGGAGAAAGCGGCUUUCCUGGGUUUUAAAUAAAUCUUAACAGCUGGGGCUCCGCGUCCGGCUUGGCUCUUGAAGCCGCCCUCCCCUCCGCACGCAUCGGGAAAUGGAGGGUGCCAGGACCGUGCAGGCGCUUCGGCCUCUUGCCGCCGAGUGGCUUCGCAGCUCCUCCUUACGCGUCUGUUGGAGAACGGGCGAAGGCGGCGCUGCCCUGCCGCCAUCGAGUGGUUGCUGCCAAUACUCGGCCCCUCUGGCGCCAACCCGGGUCCUUCCGGAGGCGAGAGAUCUCCGGCUGGAUCGUCCCUGCCGAGAAGCGCUUUCGCCCUCGGGCGACACUUUCCUCGCUUACGAACGAAUAGAUUGCUACCGGAGCCUCCGCUGACGUAACAGCGGCAUUUUGCAAACCCAUCUUUGACCAAAUAGAAAGGGACGAUUAUUUCUCUCCAGCUUUGCUGGCAGGAAAAUAGGCCAUGCCCACUUGCAUUAAGGAUUUCUUUUGAAAUGUAUUCGUGUAGGGCCAGAGAUGGGCCUGGGGCUUUUUGGCCAAUGGAGGACCAGAGCGAACAGGGAUGAUGUGAGUUGUAGGACAGCGGCAUCAGGAUGGGGCCACAGGUUCCCCAUCUCGGACUUACUAAGGAUGAUUCGACUUCUGCUUUGUGACUUAAAUCCACAUCCUUAUGUAAAUAAUAUCUAUCUAGAGAGCAGAUGGAUGCCAACAGCAACAGUAUCUAGAGAGCAGUGCAGAGCAGAAAUUAUGCUGCCCAUAAGGCAGGUUGGGGGAACCUUUGGCCCUCCAGGUGUUCCUGAACUACAGCUCCUUCAUCCCCUGGCAUUGACUAUGCUUGCAUGGGUUGGUGGGAGUUGUAGUUCAGCAACACCUGGAGGUUCUCCACACUUGCCGUAAGGAUGAUGCCAUUCUUCCAGCCACUCUGUGGUGGUAAUAGCAUGAUGCCCUGUUCUGCGCAGAAUUAGGAUUGCUUUAAGACCAUGGAAAUCUUAGGCACGCAGAUAAAAAUGAGCCUGUUUCCUCUGGGUUUACUUGCAGACUCUAGAAUCUGUUUUCCGAAAAAGUGAGACAAAACUUAAUGAUCUUACUACGAGUGAAGGGUUAGAUCUGCAUCCCUGACAACACUUCUUGAGUGCUGCUGUUGGCAUCAGUGGAGCCAGCUUUGGUGAAUGCAGCUUUGAUUUCAUCCCUAAAGUGUUGAUCUCUUAUAAGCUUUUUAGAAUGACCUCACCAAAGGCCCAAACUGAAAUACCAGCACAGUACUGAGAAUACACCCAACUCAGUAGUAUUCUGAAUAGAAUAACCCUAAAAAACACUCUGAAAUUCCUUUGGUUUUUUCUGAUUUAACAGAAAGUAAAAGUAGCUUCUUUAUUUAGUUACAGUAUUUAUAGCCUAUUCAUCACUGAAUAUUUUCAACCCCAGAAUAAGGAUCAAAGUAAUAAAAGCAUCACCAUCUAAUAUAAACAGGUCCAACAAACAACAAAUCAACAGUUCUUUCAUAAGGGAAGCAACAAUGCUAUAAUGAUAAACAUUAAACUUUCCAGUUUAACCAAAUGCCUAGGUAAAAAAAGAAGAAGACAUUCAAACAGAUUAAACAACCAACAAUUCCCACCCCAUUUUUCAUUUCUGGUGGAGAUGCUGAGGUAAUCCACUUGCUUCCCACCAUCUCUCAUACAAAGAAUGCUCCACUCUGAGCCAACAGACUCACUUCGUAGAUUUUGAACAGCUUCCAUCUCAUCCAGGCUCUUGCCCUGAGCAUGGGUGUAGCUGGGGGGGGGUAUUUGCCCCCCCAAAUCAAGUAAAUCAGUAAGAAUAGUUAACUAAUUGAGGUUCUGCCCCUGCCCAACAUAAAUCCUGGCUACACCCAUGGCCCUGAGUGGUAUGAAUUGUUGCCCACAAGGAUCUACAGCAAGAAACUCCUCCUACUUGACCAUGGAAGCAACAGUGGUUGAAAAAAAAAGCACAAAAGAAAAAGAGGGUGGCAAUAAGGCCCUGCUAGUGUUUCUCUCCCAAUCCUGACAAAACUCCUGGGCCUCCAAGCCGGUAAGGCUACUAGGGAGGAAUAUGCGGGUGAAUUUGCUGGCCUCUCACAACUCUGUCCUCCUUACCAGCUGCCACAAACCGCAUUCAGGGUCCUCCAGGGAAAUUAAUGUGCUUCUCUAUAUAGACUGUGCCCUAGUUCUCAGAAUACACUUAAUUGGCAGAUGUUUUACACAGUACACAGCAGCAAACUCAGAUGGGUCAGUAAGUGCGUUCACAACAGGGGAGCAGCAACUCAUGCAGUCUGCUUGAUUGUACCUGCACAAUUUAUGUAUACACAAAUGGAAGUUUGGUAUGUCACACAUAGUCUUUUUUUCCCUUUCCGGUGAACCUUUGAAAACGUAAAUUUGUGAAGUGUCCUAUGACAUUGGUUGCGUCUAGGAAUGUUACCUUGCUGACAGCUGGGAUCAAAUUUUUAAAAUGGAUUUUCAAAUGCUGAGGAUAUCAAAUGUGGGCAGAUACCACCUGCAAAUUGAAACAAAUGUGCAUGACUUAUAUAUGGAAUAUACUAUCGGCAGAUACAGCGAUGGUUGGCAGGAUAAGUCCAUGCAAGUACCCCUGUACAAAUUUGCAAUACCAUUUGAGGUUUGCUAAGAUAAUCAAACCUUAAUAUGAAUGACAGCAUGGAGUUUUCUCUGUGCUGUGCUUCCUGGACAGUAUUUAUUUGGAACUUAAAAGCAUUGUCACAAAUGUGACACUAGCGUAGAUAACCUAGUCUUCUGGUGACACACUGGUACCUUGGAGGCAAAGACAUUUCCUCUAUAGAAAGCUGGUUUUUAUUUUUGACACUGAUCUCUUUUCCUCCAUUACUUCCCAUUACUUUCCCAUGAUGAAAAUCGGUAUCAUGCCUUGACAAGCAAGAGUAAUGAUGAGCAAGAACACUGUGUGUGUGUGUAUGCACACACAGUGUGUUCAGCAUUUGCAGAGACUUCUUUAGUUGUCAGUGAUUCUCACACGGAUUCAUGGCUGCUUAUGUAAGUUGUUGCCAUGGCAUCUUGCAUCUUUAAAAUUGCAUAAGCUUUCAUUCUCCAACCAAAAAUAAGGCACUAACAAGAGCAGGGACUAUUACAUGCUAGGUGCAAGAAUUGUAAUGUAGCCACAAACGGCAUCACUGUGCCAGCCAAGCUAGUGCGUGAUGGGAGUUGUGUUUUUUAACAACACAGGCUCCAUAGCCGCCUUUGAUCUGGCCUCUUGUAUAGGAGAAGGCAUUGCACCUUUCGGUAAUACUAUGCAGCUCUGAUCACUGACACCUGUCCACUGUUGCUGUAUCUACUGUCUGAUUGGAAACCUUAGUAAUGGAGGGCUCUUUUUCCUGCUUUGCAGUGCUGACUCUUGUGUGCACCAAGCAAGAGUUGAUUGUUAUUUUUUUUUAAUUGAAUUUAUAUACCACCCUAUACCUGGAGGUCUCAUGGUGGUUCACAGAAUAAAAUCAAGAUAUAAAACCACAAAAUACAUAGCAAAAAUAAAAACAACAACCCCAUAAAAGGUAAAGGGAUCCCUAACCAUUAGGUCCAGUCGUGGCCGACUGGGGUUGCAGCGCUCAUCUUGCUUUACUGGCCGAGGGAGCCGGUGUACAGCUUCUGGGUCAUGCGGCCAGCAUGACUAAGCCGCUUCUGGUGAACCAGAGCAGCGCACGGAAACGCCGUUUACCUUCCCGCUGGAGCGGUACCUAUUUAUCUACUUGCACUUUGUGCUUUCAAACUGCUAGGUUGGCAGGAGCUGGGACCGAGCAACGGGAGCUCACCCAAUCGCGGGGAUUCGAACCACCGACCUUCUGAUCGGCAUGUCCUUGGCUCUGUGGUUUAACCCACAGCGCCACCCACGUCCCUCAGCAACCCCAUAGCCCCUCCCCAAAAGAACACAUUUUAAAAGGGCACAGAGUGUAAAUCAGAUCAACCAAAGGCCUGGUUAAAAAGGAAUGUUUUUGCCUGGCGCCUAAAGGUGUAUAAUGAAGGUGCCAGGCGAACUUUCUUGUAGGUAAGUUUUACCUACAGUGCAGAUAAAUCAAAGGAGUUAUGGUACACUAACAGUCUGCAUUGGUUUGCAUAAGAUGAGCCCUGCUAGAUUAGGCCAGUGGCUCAUCUAGUCCAGCAUCUUACUCUCACAGUGUCCAAUCAGUGCAACAAUGGUCUCCCAGCUUGUAUUCCCCAGCAACUAGCAUGCAUAGGUGUUCUGCCUCUCAACAGUGGAGGUAGAACUUAGCUGUCAUUACUGGUAGACACAAAUAGCCUUUGUCUCUAUUAAUUUGUAUUGUCCGGUGGCAGUGGGUGAGGCGCCCAUGGCAGCUGCUUUAGUGUGCCUCUCGGGUGGGCCGGCCCUGGAAGGUGGGCAGGCUAAACCUAACCCUCCUUCUUUUCUCCCAGAGGAUGAAGACCAAGAGAAAGCUGAGGAGAAAACCGAAGUUGAGAGUGGAGGCAAAAAGUCUGCCCCCAAAGGAGCUGGCGGGUCAGCAAGUUGCCCCCAAGGGCAGCCUUCGAGUCGUGGUGCUUUGGGCAGCCGGGGUGACAGAAGACGGGCGAAAAGUCCUCAAAGGAUACAUGCAGCAAAGGAGUUGAAACACCCAUUUGCCUUGUAUGGCUGGGGAGAAAAACAGACUGAUACUGGGAGCCAGAAAACACACAAUGUCUGUGCAUCCGCUUCUGUGAAUGAAGUAAGGCAACUUGAAAUAUAUACUUAUGGGUUGUGUGUCUAAGUCCUUGCCCUCCUGCCUGACUCCUUCCUUCACACUUGUAAGGUCAGCCCAGGUUUGUGUGGUGCCCACAGUGAACUAGGAUGUUGCUGUUUCCUCAUUCUUUGUCAUCCUAUGCUGGGCAAAAUAACUACUGACAUUUAAUAUUCUAUACAGUGGUACCUCGAGUUACAAACGUCUCAGGUUACAAACUCCACUAACCUGGAAGAGUUACCUUCAGUUGAGAACUUUGCCCCAGGAUGAGAACGGAAAUCGUGUGCCAGCGGCGCAGCGGCAAGAAGCCCCAUUAGCAAAAGCACGCCUCUAGUUAAGAACAGUUUCAGGUUAAGAACGGACCUCCGGAAUGAAUUAAGUUUGUAACUAGAGGUACAACUGUAGUUAAGUUGGCUAAUGUUGUCUUAACUUCCUGCCCUUCUGCUACUGUGCCUGUGCUCUGGGGCAGCCAACUGAUACCAGCAGACUUUUGACUGUGCCAUCCCCAAAGGCAGGGAAUACUAUUGAACCCAUCAGCUGCAAAGCGGCCCCUGUGCCAACUCAUGAGGUCCCCUCAUAAAAUAUUAAAAAUAGUUUAAGCACACUACAAGCAAGAGUAUAGGGUGGGUCCUUCUAUAUAUCAGGUAUCAAAAGCCAGGAUGAAGAGAUGUGUCUUCAGCAUAUGACAAAAAUUACACAAUGAAGGUGCCAGGCGCACCUCUGUGGGGAGGGAAUUCCACAGCUUAGGGGCUGCCCCAGAGGAGGCACUCUCCUAGGCUGCCACCACCUUAAACUUCCAGCGUGGUGAUCCCCAGAGAGCCCCCUCUGCUGAUCCUAACACCUGAGGGGGUCUGCAGGGAAGGAGGCAGUCUUUCAAAAAUAGUCAUCAAGGCUACCUGAGCCUCCAGUGACAAUGUUGGGUCCAGGAGCAUCCCUAAGCUAUGGACCUACUCCUUUCAGGGGAGUGCAGCCCUGUCCAGAAGAAACCAUCUCCCCAGACUCAAGAAGUGAAAACAACCUAUGUGUUUUCAUGGCUUCAGUUUCAGUUUACUUGUGUGGGUGUGUCAAAAUGGAAGGGAAAGGGGUAGUAUCUGAUGUCAACAUGUUCAAAGCUUGGGAUAAAUGAAUGAGGGAAGAGCCUAUAGGAAUCCAUUUGCCACUUACAGGCAUCUUCAUAUUCCUCCAUAGUAAGUUGCCCUAUUGUACUGAGACACCUACUAGACCUUGUGAAUGGAAUGUUGGCCAUUGAUCUUCUGCAAUUAUAUUCCUUGGUUGAUGGUAAUGGGCUGCAACAUUGUCACUGGCAUCCUAUGCUGUAGUUAUGAAGUGGAAUCUUCUUCCACCUUGUUUACAGAUUAUAUUGGAACAUUAUUUGCUAACUCUAAUUAAUGCAAAGCUUUUGUUUGUUUGUUUCUGGCUGCCGUUUCAGUGCUGCUGUGGAGGGAAUUCCUGAUGCUAGAACGGUUGCCUACCCCCUGUCAGGAUAUGAGAGAGAAUAAUCUUUGUAAAACAGCAGGCAGUUAGCAUCAAGUGUCCCAAGGCAGAGUGAGCUCAAGUUUAGGUAUGGCAUAAAAGGUUGAAAGUACUGACGGUAGGCUCCUGGUACUUGAAUGACAUUGGGAAGCUGUAAGUUCUUGCAAAAGUGCUGCUGAUCUGUGAAAUGUUAGAUUCAGCAUAAAGGAUAUUAAUGUAGUUCUGACAGCAGUAUGGAAGAAAUACAAGAAAGGCAGCUAUUGUGUGUGUGUGUGUGUGUGUGUGUGUGUGUGUAAAAUAAUACAGCACGUACUGGUUAAAUUUGCAUAUCUAGAUUUAGUCUAGCUUAGUGCAUUGAAAUCAGUAAAUCUAAGCUUGUUUUAAAUGGACAUCUGUCAUUAAGAGUGAAUUACUUAAGUCCCAACAGAUACUGGCAUUUGCUACUGAAUAGAAAAAAAUGGCGUUUAUAAUAGAGCCUGCACAUAUUUAUGAUUGGAUGGCUAACAUAUCUGUACACAGCCUAACAUGCCUUUGUACAACCUCUGCAGGUUAGUGGAUGGCUAAAUCCUUCAGCCUCUCAGGUUAGCAGCUGAGCUUACUGCAUUUGUGCUUCAUACCCUAACCCAAUGCCAUGCAUAUUCACUCACCUAUGAAAAGUUGGUGAUUCAAUAUUGGAUGUGCACAGCUAAUUAGCACGUUUUUUAUUUUACUUAACGUGCACCUGACUUUUCAGUUUGAAGAACUUUUCCCAAGUGGUUUACGAAUGAAAGCAAGAAUAGAUACUAUCCAAUAGUUUAAAAAUGGAAGUGGUAAAUAGCAGAAGAGUGUUAGCAUAUGGAAAGCCACAAUAAACCUUAAAAGCAGCAGUAAAUAUCAGUCUCCGUUUAGUUAAAAGAGGCAAAAUUGUAAUGGUUUUUGCCUGGUGCCAAAACCUGACCGUGCCUUGGUUUUCAAACCAUUUUGGGAGUCGAACAGACUCCCAUAACGGAUGAAAUUCGAGAACCAAGGUAUGACUGUAGCAAGAUAAUAACUGGCAUAUCAAAUACGGUAACUAGACAAAGUUUUGGGAUUCUGGAUGCUAGUUGCUUGAAACUACAGGAGGGGAGACUGCUCUUGAGCUCAAAUCCUGCUUGCAGGUUUCUCACAGGCAUCUAGAUGGCCACCAAGAAUCAUCUAACACUUAAAUAUCUCUUGUUAGAUCCACGAGUCUGCACUGAGAGCAAAGAACAGAAGGCAAGUGGAAAAAAGGAAGCUGUCUCAGAGGCGGAUUCAUUCAGCGGAAGUAGAACAAGCCUGGAGAGCAAAAUCUGCUGCACCAGACAACCCCUGGAUGACGGAAUACAUGAGGUGCUACUCAGCACGAGCACGGUGAUUCCACAUUUGCCUGGACCUGUCUUUUUUAAAAUUCAGAAAUAGUGUACGAAAGCAACGGGUGAAGAAUUCCAAACCACUUAUGCAAGAUUUUUAACAAAAGGAUUUUUCCAGCAGUUUGAUAUACUUGUUUAUAUUUUGGCUACUUAUCCCUGCAGGAGAGGGAAUAAUUGAUUCCAUACUGGUGGGAACUAUGCUUAGCAGUAUAGCUUCUUUACAGUUUUUUUUAAAAAAGAAGAAUAUUAAGAGAUCUUUCUGUUGACCUUGAGCGGAAAAGCUAUGGAAUGUUGUAGAAUGAACUUUUUAAAAUGAAAGACCUCAGAAGGGUUAUUUUGACAAAUAUUUAGUCCCUCCUUAAUCAUCAAAACACAUGGAUCGUAAUCCAUGGGAAAUUUCUUGCCCUGAUGUUGCAUAGAACUCAAAACUUUUCCCUAUAGGGGAGCCAUAAGGCUUUACAAAUCAGGUCUGUAAAAAUUAUUUGUAGGUGCCAUUGUAUUUUCAUGUGAUUCUAGUUAAGUUGCUAUGAUUUUCCUCAGACCUGUACAACUUGAGACCUAGCGAGCCAAAUGCAGACUUUCUGCCCUCUGUGGAUUCAAUCCAGUAACUACAAAAACAGGGGACUGUUAUCUAUCUAUCUUGCUGUGAAGGCCAGAUGUGCAGGCUCUUGCAGCCAGAUGUGUAGAAGAUUGUAUAAUUGGAAAUGCUCCAUUUUUAGAAUUCUGAAAGCUCUCCCCAACUUUUGGUAGAUAUAUAGUGACUUGUUCAGGUUUACAUUCCAGUUUUAGGUUUUGUGACCAUCUGGAACUGGAGAUUUUGGUGCAAUAGAUUAGUAAUGUGACGUGUUUAUGUUUUUAGCUUUUUAAAUUUGCUAUCAUGAGCCUGUGGUACCAAAUGGCAGGUGUAGACAAUCAUUAACUAUUAGUUAUCAGUACUUUGCAGUAAGUAACAUGGACUUGGUGACAGUGAACUGGGAUGUAGAUUUUUUUUUAAUGCUUUAUUUGGGUGGAUUAAAUAUGCUUUGUAAAGAGUUUUGUUAGGUGAGCUUCUGCAUAAGUGAAAUGUUACGACUAUUUCAGCUCUUGAAUUGAACCUACCAGACCAAGUUAGUGUACAUUCCAGAGGCAUGUUCAGGACUCAGGCAAAUUUUGCUAUACUUCUCAAGUGUAUGACAUGCCCCUUAUUCCCCCUGACCACCAAAAAAAGUUGAUUUGUGUAAUUCAGAGGAUGAAGCCAUUGGCAAUUAUGAGAAUGUGACAAAUCUGUUACAGUUUAAAGUUUGUAUCGCAUAUUGUGAGACUACCUGCCAUUUUUGUGUGUGUAUCAAACACCGAACUGGUGGUUAAUAAGCUGCUUAAAAUAGUCUCCUUAUAUAGUCAAACCUUUGUUCUCAAGGUUUUUUAACGUUUCGGCUCCCAAACGCCGAAAACCUGGAAGAAAAUGCUCCGGUUUUCGAAGGUUUUUCGGAAGCCAGAUGUCCGACGUGGCUUCCGCUUGAGUGCAAGAAGCUCUUGCAACCAAUCGGAAGCUGCGCCUUGUUUGUCGAACAUUUCAGAAGUCAAAUGGGAUUCCAGAAUGGAUUACAUUUGACAACCGAGGUUUGAUUGUAUUUCAAAUUAUGUUGGCUCCAUUCAUGUAGGGGUGGUUUUAUGCAGGUGGCAUUAGUCUCAAUCAUUAAGACUUAAAUAACUCAAAUUUUGGGAAACAGUUAUUGGUAGCCUUUCAUUCCAAAGGCUACAUCAGGUACUCUCCCCAGAAACUCUGUGGUCACUCAGUGUUUGAGUUCUCUCUUCCAUGGUUGCUGCAGGUGGCUUUUGGCUCCUUUGACUUCUGCUUUCUUUCCAUCUGUAGGCCUGUGGUUGGAACUAUGUUUCCUUCAGUCUUUUUUUAAUUUAAUCCCUUAUCUUCACUUUACAAAAUUAAAGGACUUCAAUUGUACAUGGCUUUAACAUAAUAAUACAUUUCUCUAUCUUUGUUAUACAAUAUUGACUCCCGUCCUGCUUCCAAGGGAUACAUGAAGGACAUUUUUUCUUGUGUCCUAAAGACCACUUUUCUUAAAACAACUGGCAGCUUUUUGAAAAUAUUUUGGAUUCUCUUUUCAAAGGGCUGUUCAUGUUGCCAUUUUUAACUUCACAGAAUGUGUUCAGCUAAACUUCUUGUAAGCUAACUGACACAUGGAUGGACGUUGGAAAUUUUGAAGACACUGUUGAAACAAGGAUACUAAAAGUCUGGGUUUUCAGUCUUCCACAAGGAUGUGUUGGGUGGCUUAAGUCACUUAUAAUUCUGGUAAUUUGCAAAUGGGGUGUGUGCAUAUCGCUGUUGCACUUGGAGCAUCUGCUUGCUUCUCUGUGUAGAGUGGUUUUUAUCUUAACUUUAAGCGAUCCCCUCCUCCCCUUCAACUGGGCAUUAAUGUGGUGUUAGACAUGGAGUCUCUUGGAUUGCAAUCCUAAACAUGUUUACUCAGAAGUCUCAUAGAGUUCAGUGACACUUCCAGGCAAAUGAGCAAAGGAUUGCAGGUGCAUUUCCUGACAAAAGCCCUGUUCAGCUGUGAUAAAAAUCUAUAAAUAUAGCAUGUGAGUACCACCCUGUCUCUGUCUCCCUCUGUAAAUUGAAGGGCAGGUGUGCAAAGCGAGGAAUCUGCUUCUACGGGUAAAUAUUUCCUGUGCAUUUUAGAAUCCAGGUUUAACAAGAUUCUGCAUCACUCAAGGAGCCUCCAUGCAGGUCCCCCCCCCCCAUUUCUUGCAUUAUAUUUUCAGAUAGUCCCAACUGAAGAGGGCUAAAGUUGGCAGGAAAUGGCAAAACUACCAUCCUCACUAGGAAAUAAAGAAGCUUAUUUACAGAUGUGUUUACUAAAGCUGGAAUUGGUGGUGGUGGGACGACAAAUUCUGAGCUGCUCUAGUCUUCUAGGUAUAAAUAAUGCUUUUGCUUUUAAUUUUAAAAUAGGGACAUUCUCAUGAGAAAGACCCCUCUUUCCUUGUUGGAACUUGAGAAAAGUCCUAUUUAUGGCCCAUCUGUCUUCACAAAACUGGCAUAGUAUCACUACCAAAUGCAUGAAACUGAAAUGCACAAAUGACACUCAUUGUUCCAGCACAGAAAAAAAGAAGAAGUAUCUACUGUUCCAAUUAGACAUUUACUUUUGUGAAACAUGUUUAUGGUGUGACAUUGUGCAAAAAAAGGUAUGCUUUGUGUAUAUUUGUACCACCACGUUUCUUGCAUCACUAUCCAGUAACUUCAACAACAAGCUAUUGUUAGCAAGAGUUGACUUCUCUAUUUUUAAAUAUCAUGGUUAUGCUUUUUCUUUUCUUUUUACUGUUUACCCUCAGGCAUCUUGCUUGUACUGAGCCCUCCUUCACUAUUACUGGCAGCUAUGUCUUCUGUAAGCAUGGAGCAGAAUGCAUAUUCAGCCCUGGGAUUAGACUUCCCCUAGAAUUGACCAAAUUUGGUGAGGGUCCCACAUCCUCCCUGCCUUUUGAAGCUUUUGGGGUUGGCACAAUGGUAGAUGUAGUGCUAGACCUGUUGUAUGAUGGGAAAAUGGCUCUGGCUCAACUUCCCUCAGGGUCUUCUCCCACCUUUGAAAUGUGUCUCCCCUGCUUGAGCUGCCAGGGCAGACGGGAAUAUAAGCAAUUGAGACCACUCACAUUUUAGCCUACUGAAAACUGUCUAUACCAGAUUGGUAUUAAAUAUGGCUUCUAGAUGAGAAAGUUACCUUCUUGAUGUGGGAGGCAGCAUCACCUGAAGCACAAACUAUCUACUAGUUUAUGUUUGCAUACUCCUGCCUCCUUGAAAUAUGUUGGUUUGUGACAGGCUAGGAGUACCAAAACGCUGGUGUAAUACAAAGAGCAACAUAUAGCCUAAAGCCAUAAAGUGUGAGUAACCAGACCAAGCAUGGCAGUCUUUUGAGCACGACUGUUUAAGGCCCAGAUACUUGAACAGGUGGGGGCUAUAAACUCUUGACUCUAUGUUUCUGUAUGUAGUUCCUAUAAUGUAAAGUUAAAGGUACAGGGAAGCUGCCACACUUAGCUUUUGUGAGCACUGAAAUCACUUUAGAUAAAAGCUUGGGGGAAAAUAAGCUUGAAGCAAUAUGUGACUUAGAAUGUGUUUUUAAAUAGUGUGUUUUUUUUCUAAUGUUCUUGUGUUAUUUAUAUUUAACUGUACUUGCCAUGACUUUGUACAUGUGAAUAAAAUCAAUUUGGGGGGAAAAACAUUUUGAAAAAGCAGUUGUUGUGCUUUCUUGAUAAUGGUGAAAUAAGUCUUAUGACUCUUAUGUAAGCUUUAGGGGCCUCGUGCCUCUGCGUCCUCUCAGUGGGCUGCCACCUUAAGGCUAGUAACUGCAAAAGACUAUAGCAGGAAUAGGGAACCUCUGACCUACAGCCCAAAUACAGCCCCCAAGGACACUAUUUGGCCUCUGACCAGACCUGCUUGUACCUUCCUUGAGUUGUUUUUGGCUGGUUGUAAUGUGUCCUUCCACUUUGACAAUCCCUCUCUGUUGCCUGUAAGAUAGAGAGGGAUGCAAAAGAAUGUGUAGAAAUUAACCGCCUCCCAAUCUUUUUUCUCUCUGCACCAUGCAUAAUUUUAUUCAUCAUGUCUCCUCUUCCCCUUUUCGCAAGCUAAAAACUCCCAAUUGGCUUUUUGGAACACAAAAACUUUUCUUCAUAGGGGAAUUGCUGCACCCUUCCUUGAUCAUUUUGGUUGCCCUUUCCUGAACCUUCCACCAUAGGUUUAGAAAACUAUGGUAUUUAUUCCCACAAAAUGCACCACCUUGGAUGCCUUUAAGAGAUUAGUCAAAUUUGUGGUGAAUAAUGCUAUGUUUUACCUCAGGCCUGUGGGUUGAAUGUGGCCCUCCAGGCCUCUCUCCCUCUGGCAUCCAGAAUUCUUCUCAGGCCAGAACCCUCACUGGAACCACAAGUCAUUUUGCGUGGCUGAAAUGUGUUCUUAAAUUCCACUAAUUUCUCUUGUUUUGUCUGGAUGGGUAAUACAGGUUUUGUGUGUGUUGAAAACUAGCCUGCUGUACAAAGGCAAAGGUUACAUUGACUCUGGCCACUUUUGCUUCUGGCUCCAUCUACCACUGCAGCAUGGGCCCUAAAGGUUGCGCAAACUGGAAUGUGGCCAUUGGGUUGAAAAAUAUUCCCCACUAUGGACACUAAUUUUAAGCUGCUUUCAGACACAACUGAGUGACACUAGACAUCUAGACACCUCCCCCAUACACUUUAUCUUUAGUGGUGCGCCCCUUUCCAGUCAGCAAAACAGUAAAAGAUUGGAUGGGCUAAGAAACUCCAAACAUACUGGGAAAUGCUUAAAUGAUUACUACAUGUAAAUAAGAGGUUUUUAGCUUGUCUGUGGGUUUUGAAAAUCUUAGGGAUAAAUUGGACUAAGGGCAAUGAUCAAAGUACUGCUUCAAACAAGUGAUCAAGUUAGUAGACUCUUACUUUCUGUUUUGGCAUAGAAUACCAGCUGUCUGAAUAAACAUGCCCAAUAGGGGCUGUUAAGCCCCCCACCUUGUGGUUGCCAAGGCUUUGUCCCCUAAGCGAGCAGAGAACUGUAGCCUUGAUGUAACACUGCAUGUAUAUCUGACCAUAUAUUAAUCACCAAGUCUAGCAUCCUAACUUACUACUAAGUAGAUACAAUAGCUUUGAACACCAUUUACACUAAGGGCUUAUUCACCCUUCUGUUUGGUCCGUGACUUCUAGGCAUUGGUCCGAGAGAUUUUUCUUUUCUCCCACUGCUUUCCCAGGCAAAACCUGAUGUUUACUGCUGAAUCAGAGCAAACAUCAUUUGGGUUUUCUGCGACUUGGCGUUUGUUCCAAUUGAGCAGUAAACAGCAGGUUUUCCCUGGGAAAGUGGCAGAACAAAAGGAAAACCUCUCUGAUCCAUGCCUGGAUGUCAUGGGCUAAACAGAAGAAAUCACAAGUCAAAGGGAAGUGUGUGGAUGAGUCCUAAACUUGAGAUGGUAUGGAUUUUUGGUCUACACUUUAUGAGGGAGGCAACACUUCUUUCAAAAAGUAACAAGACCUGGGUUACAGUACAUAAGUGUUACAAUUUCCUUCCCACCUUAACUACUCAUGUUUCCUAAAUAAUAGAUAAAUAUUUUAUUUUUAAUGUUACUUUUGUCCCCAAGAUGAUAAAUGGGUGUCUCAUAAUGUAUUCAUUACCUAAAAGCAGGGUAAGAACACAUUAAAAUUUGGGAAACUGGUGAUAUUUUUUCAGUUCUCCAUAGAAUAUAGCUGGGUCAGCUUUGUAAUAUUAACAGGAAACAUGCACUGGACAGUUGGUUGCUGGAUUAUUCAGUAAGAAACAUAGAAAAUCCAAUUAUUACUGUCCAGAAAUAACCUAAGUAAGACUAAAGCUUAAAAUCAGGCAUUGCACAUGAAACCAUUUAAAAUCACAUAAGCUACCUAGCAUACAUCCAUCCAUUAAAAAUUGUGUGCUUGUUUCCAUGGCAAUCAUGCCACUUUGUUUUAGCAAGUCAUGAUUAAGAUUCCGAGCAUUUAAUGUAUGGGGGUGUCAAAUGCAUGUAGAUAAAUAAGAUUAUUGAUAUUGUUAAAAUUCUGAACAUCUCCCUUGGCAGGGUUGAGAUUUCAUAGAGAUGCAACAGUGCGCAUUGGAGAUGUUAACAAUGCAGGAAAUGGUGGAUGUAUGAAAAGGCUGAUCAGCCAGGGAGCAUAGCUUUCCACCCCUUCCACCCACACCCUCCCCAAGCCUGCCGUGAUUGAAAAGAAACCUACAGUAAAUACAUUUAAAUAAAACCUUUUAUUUAGUAACAUUUCUCUGGUGACAUUAAGCAGCAUAGUAAAUUCUUUAUACAGUAUAGAAGUCAUGCAUUUAAAGUUUAAUGUAUACUAACACUGUGUAAAAGCACUUUUAUUUUUAGAAGCAAUUAAAUGCCAAGAGCAUUUGUCUUGAGGCUCAACUGUAAUAAUACUUCUUAAGCUCUUGCAGUUCCAACUUGUGGAACCAAGCCAAUACAGGUAGCAAUCUAGCACAUUUCAACUGCAUGAACUACAGUUCCUCCAACUCAUGUUAACAAGGGUGUACAAGAGUACAGCUACAAUUUUCAGAGUCUUGAAGUGUGACACUACACACUGCAAGGGAUCCCUUAGAAACAGUAAUAUAGUGAAGGCAAGCCUUUAUAGACAACAAUCAAUGACCUGGGUGUCUCUAAUCAUUUCCUGAACCAACUUUCCUCCUCGCAAAGCCUAGCUCUAAUAUUUAAAUAAACCCGGUUUUGGGAAACAACCAGGAAGAAGUGUUGGGGGCAAUCUGUGGGCACAGGAGGCAUGAACUCUCAUGAAAUUUUCUGCAGAAACAAAAACUUAUUCAUGCUAAUUUGCAGACACAAAAUUUGGAAAGGAGCAUACAAAUAUUAGUUUAGAACUGAAGCCGCAGUACAGUUCUGCCUAAGGUAAUUUUAGCCCCAUAGAAAUUCUAAGUUCCAAUUGUCUUUCCCUUUAUCAAAGAUAAGCAAGUUUGUGAAGUGACAUUUAUUAGCUAAAUCUGGAAACAAACAGCAAGACAGAGAGUUUAUCGUGCCUGCAUUUGCAUUGAUGUUAAAAACAAAACAAAAAAACAGAUCACUGGAGGGAAGUAGAGGAAACAGAACUCCCUCAGAACACACACAACCCAAAACACCUAAAUACAAACAGUAAGGUACAAGGCCUUGAGUUCGUCAACCAACUAUAAAGGAGGCUAGCGAUAGAGAGAGAUCAGUUUUUGUGCUGUAGUACUAACUACCAACCAUUUACAUCAGUCUACGCUAACCUGGCACCUUCCACAUAUUUUGGACUACAAGUCCCGCUGGUUGAGGCUGAUUGAAGGCGUAGUCCAAAACAUCAGUCAGGCACCAGGUUGGCCCAGGGUGAUCCAUGUAAAUGAAAGAUGUGUGGAAGAUGAAAAGGGAUUGUGGGGAAGAACUAAAUGCAACAGGAAGAUGUACAAAAACCUAUGGAGUAAAUACCUGAGUUUUCACUACAUCAUUAAUCGGUUCACAAUUAAUAGUAGCAUGGCACCUCCUUUUUUCUGCUAUUCCCUCCAGUUUGAGAGAGGGCAGCAGUACAGUAGUUACUGGGUAGGGGGUGGGAGGGAGGAGAAAGGGGAGCUUCAAGUAUUAUGUAGAAGACUAGGAACAAGUUACAAGUUGGACUUUAGGACUUACUGACCAAACUUCUUUGGAAUUGUUGACAUUAAUAUAUGUAACAUUAGAAAAAGUACAUAAUAAAAACACACACACACCAAAUAAUAUUCUUUGAAAGUACUUCUGAACCGUUAUAAGACAUCCAUGCAGUGCACCUCAUAUACCCAUGCUGUGAACCAAAUACGUUAAUAGAUACUGCAUGCUAAUCACUUUCUUUACUUUGAGUGGAUGUUUAACUAGACUUCAAAUUGACUUUUUCCCCAGUACAAUGCAUGGAAGCAUGUUAUUUUGUUUACAUCAGUCUACUUUAUUUUUGGGAAUUAACUUUUUGAUGAAUCAACCCCUUCAAAUUAAAGGUUCUCAUUUACCUCAAAGGAUUACAGUGUCCAUUUUGUAUGCUAAUGAGUAACGUGCUGGCAAUCUGUGUCAUUUUACUUUCCCUGAAUGGUGGGGGGGAGAGGGGAGGGGAGGAUGAAAAAUGUACUCAAAUGCCAACAUUAAAAUGUGUUUUUCAUCUUGGAUUAAAAUGCAUGAGCUGUCUCCCAACCAUUAUUUAUUUACUGAAAUGCAGCAACAGGCCUGCAGAGCUGGAGGACCGCCAGUUCCUGGAUGAACUUGCCCAUCAGUUAAGAGUUGUAGUCAUGGGCCCUGCUCUGGGCACCCCUGCCACUGGAGCCUGACCUGUUUAUCUCGGCUUAUGGCAUUCAGUUUACUUUGCUGACCUGUUCAGUUUUUGUCAUUCAAUGUGAUGCGCUUUGGCUUGGCAAAGGACUGCUAAAGUCUUAUUUACAUUAUUUUAACUAUUUUACCUGCAUUGUAAUGAAGCUUUGUUACUUUUAUUUGCCAUUUUGUAUUUAUUGCAAUUGUUUUUGAGUUGUUCUAGACCACUUAUUAAAUUGCCUUAAAUGCAAUUUAUGAGAGAAAAGCAGCAUAAAAACAUCAGAGCAGCUAUGUUCUAGAAAGGGUGCUUAAACCAUGUCUUGUAGAUCCUACCUCCAGUUGCUCUGUAUAGUUUCUCCUCAAGGAUGUGAAACUAGCUGAGACAGGAGGAGCUGGAAGCAGUGAUUUUUAUCAGAAAAAUGUCUCACAGCUCCAAUCAAAUUCAGUCUCUCCUGCUGCCUGCAUUUUGAGUAAAUAAACAUUCAAAAAAGAGACUGCUCAUGUGUCUUGCCAACUUAGGCUCAAUCAAAUACUUAUUUGACAAUAAUGUCAAUGUUUGCCCUCACUGUGUAACAUCCUCAGAUAUGACCAACCAAAAAGUUUUAAGCAAUGUACAUCCUUAGUUAAAACUAACACAAUCUAGCUCAAAUAGCUAUAUUUACACCUCCCAUAUACCGCUUCAAUGUUUCCAUAUUUCAGAAUUAUCUGUGUAUCAACAGUCAUAAAUGUUCAUGUUCUGGAGUUUUUAGGUGUCAAGAACAUUUUACUUUUACAUACGCACACCUCUCUCUCUUAGGCAAAGUCAAGGUUUCAUAUUUCCAAGUGUCUCUAUAGAACUCUCAGUUAGAUACCAUGAAGGCAGAGGGCACUGUUUAUCUUUGACUAGUUGCUGCCAUUUACUGUAUUGUGUUUCUAAAUUACAGAGUAAAAGAAGCUGACUGCAAUGCAUUAAGUACUACAGAUUUUGAAGCAGUCUAUACAACAUAUGCUACUUUUCAUAACAAAUUGCUUCUUUUUAAGGAGGAUAACCUGAACAGAGUCUUAGGUAUAGAAAUUACUUUAAUUUUAAAAAAAGAAGUCAGAUAACGAUGAUUCACAACUUCAAACACUGUUCUAGAAUGGCAAAACAAGUAGGCAUUAUCUUUUCCCCGAAACAUAAAAUUUCAGUUACAAUUUCAGAUGUAGAAAACAAGGAUUCCCCAAGGCAAGAUCAGACAGCAGUAAGCUCUUAAGAUCACAAAUGAAUUGUAUAGCCUACAGUUGUCAAAGUGAUUGAAAUACAUUUAAGAAUUGUCAGGAAACAGUUCAGUUAUGCUUCAGUAAAAAACCCACAACAUAUUAGUAAACUUAUGGCCUGUUUUUCAAAAAAAUAAAUCAUAUACCUUGUAGAAUGUGGCAAAUAAAACACUGACAAUCAAUGCCAGUAGCUUUCAAUAUCAAAUCAUAAAUAAAAGCUAUUGUACAAAAAAACAAAAAAACAAACCACCAAACAUGAUAAAGCCUACCAGUUACAUUUCAGUUCUUAUUUAUAAAACAAACAAAUGUUAGUGCAACAAUAUGUCAGUAUAUCAUGCUUUGGAAAUUUAAUGACCACAUUUUAUAUACACAGGAUACAGCAAUGUCUUAAACUGGAAGAAAUGAGCAAAAAUAUGCAACAGAAAAUUUUUUACAUACUGAUAUUUUACUCUUGUCCACUGAAUUACCAAAUUUUAUUUUUUGCAAUCUUGCUGUGCCGAGUGCACGCUUCUGGAAGCCAUUUCAUAGUACUUUUAAAAAAUACCAGAUGUGGUAUGCUUUACUGAAUAAAAAGCAGUUCUAAAACUGCAGUCUUGAAGCCAUGGCAGUUGUUUCAUUAAUCGUCAUUUUCAAGGACAGCUGAAAAAAUAAGCAGCAUUUCGUGUUAAACAACGUAGGCAUCCUAUGCACACUUUAGGAACAAACUCCAUGCAAUUUAGUGUGAAACCACAGAAUUAAUCUAUUUUGUUUUUUGAGACAGAAACACAAUUAAGCAGUCAUACAACAAGGUCAUACAACAUACAACAUACACAGAUUCUCCACCUUAGUGCAUUUUUGUUAUGCACUAAGGAAAUGUUCUUGAGGAAAGGAGGGCUAUAAAUGAAAUAAAACAAUGUUUCUCAAAUUAAGAGGUUCGAUAUAGAUUUGAAUUUUCAUUUCAGUGCAAAUCGUUACUUGCAACAGGACUGACUUCUGAGAAGGAAUCAUGAUUACAGUUAUGCUGUUACAGAUUUACAUUGUUUUUACAAGGUGGAUAUCCAAAACAUAAAUCCUGACAGUAAAACGAACAAACAAACAAGCCCUUGGGACACACAGAAAAUUUGAGAAAAACCACCCCACCUGUGGAGCUGAUGUAUGGAUUUUCCCUCCCUCAAUAAUC
This is a messenger RNA of Podarcis lilfordi (Lilford's wall lizard), 19387 nucleotides long. The record is from the annotation of a GenBank genome assembly. Lineage: Eukaryota; Metazoa; Chordata; Lepidosauria; Squamata; Lacertidae.